GUGUUCGUCUGCACGCUGCCCUUCUGGGCCUACGCAGGUGCCCACCAGUGGGUCUUCGGUGGCGUGAUGUGCAAGACCCUGCGUGGCAUCUAUGCCAUCAACUUCUACGUGUCCAUGCUCACGCUCACCUGCAUCACGGUGGACCGGUACCUCGUGGUGGUCCAGGCCACCAAGGCCUACACCCAGGGGUCCACGUGUAUGGCCUGGGGCAAGGCCAUCUUAGCUGGCACGUGGGUGGUCUCCGUGGCGCUGUCCCUGCCGCAGAUCAUCUACAGUGAUGUCCGCCACUAUGACAAGCUCAUCUGUGACUACCACCAUGACGAGAUCUUCAGGGUGAUCCUGGCCACCCAGAUAACACUGGGCUUCUUCCUGCCCCUGCUCACCAUGAUGUUCUGCUACCCCGCCAUCAUCCGGGCCCUUCUGCUCAGCCGAGGCUUCCAGAAGCACAAAUCUCUGAAGAUCAUCAUCCUGGUGGUGGUUGUGUUCCUGCUGACCCAGACACCAUUCAGCCUGGUCAAGCUGAUCCGCAGCUCCAGAUGGGAGUACUAUACCAUGACCAGCUUCAGUUACGCCAUCGUUGUGACCGAGGCCAUCUCCUACCUGCGCAUCUGCCUUAACCCCGUGUUCUACGCCUUUGUCGGAGUCAAGUUUCGCAAGAACUUCUGGAAACUGGUGAAGCACGCUGGCUGCCUCCCUUGUCUGGGAUUCUCCAGAGAAUGGAAGUCUUCUGAGGACAACUCCAAAAGCGGCUCUUCUUCUCACAGUGCAAAGCCCACCAGCACAUUCCAGCUGUAGGCAUGAAGGCUUGGAAGACCCAGAGAGACGUGGCUGCACCUCCUGGAGGAGGUGGCGGGGAAGGCUUUGUUUGUAGCCUGUGCAUUCCCUUG
Messenger RNA from Octodon degus (degu), 887 nucleotides. RefSeq names its product C-X-C motif chemokine receptor 6 (gene Cxcr6). Gene Ontology annotation, molecular function: C-X-C chemokine receptor activity; coreceptor activity. Gene Ontology annotation, cellular component: membrane. The transcript has a single exon. Gene Ontology annotation, biological process: G protein-coupled receptor signaling pathway; immune response; inflammatory response. NCBI's taxonomy places the organism in Eukaryota, Metazoa, Chordata, Mammalia, Rodentia, Octodontidae. The annotation marks the transcript as partial. The record is from RefSeq and is a predicted model, not a curated record.